AUGAACCCUGCCGUUUCCGUCAAGGAAAAGUACCAGGUUUCCGAAAAACUGGUCAACGAGGAGUUCAAAAUAUGGAAAAAGACCUCGCCCAUGCUCUAUGACCUUAUUUAUUCGUACUCGUUGCAAUGGCCAAGUCUGACCGUCGAAUGGCUCAAGAGCCUCGAAAAGAAGGAUGUUUCAGUGACAGCCUCUUUUCUUGCCGGAACCCACACCUCAGAUGGGUCCAAAAAUUAUCUAAGACAGUACUCCGUCCGGUUACCAACAGCGGAGGCCAAGGAUAAGAACGCAUUUUUGGAGAACCAGAUCAAGCUGGAACGCGAGUGGGAACAUCCUGGAGAAAUCAACAAGCUGCGGAUUAACCAGGAGUCUGGACUUGUUGCCACUCAAACUAACUUCGGAGAUGUGUUAAUCUACGAUCUGAACGGAAAUUCUGUUAAAACACUUAAGUUCCAUACUAAGGAAGGUUUCGGACUCGAAUGGAACCCAAUCUACUCGAAGAACCAGUUGUUGUCCAGUUCCGAGGACCAUAAGGUAGCUCUCUGGAAUAUGGGGUCCGAGUCGCCAGCCAGAGUAUUUGAGACCCAUUCUGCUAUCGUGAACGACGUGGCAUGGAAUAAGCAAUACAACGAAGUCAUUGCGUCUGUGAGCGACGAUCUGUCUUUACAAAUCCACGAUCUACGGUCCCCAAAGCCGGUCAUUUCGAUCGCUAACGCACACUCCGGCCCUGUUAACUCGGUCGCUUUCCAACAGGAUAUUGGAACUCUGUUGGCCACUGGAUCCUCCGAUAACCUUGUCAACUGCUGGGAUCUGCGUUUGAUGGACCAGCCAAUCCGCAAGCUUUACGGUCACACUGGGUCCGUGGUCGAUCUCAAGUUUCGCGAUAACUUGCUCCUGUCUUCGUCGAGUGACAGAAGAGUUUUGGUCUGGAACCUUUCCAACAUUAGAGACGGCGAGUUCGAUUUAAAAGAGUACGAGAAGAAAAAGGGCGAUUACAUUGAUCCAUGUCUCGUAUUUAUGCACGGAGGACACACCGGCCGCAUUUGCGAAGCUGAUUGGCACCCUGAACUUGACAACGUGGUUGUGAGCUGCGCAGAGGACGGAUUGGUGGAGAUUUGGCGGCCUAGACACAUAGACGAAAGGGAGUAUGAUGAAGAGGAGUAA
This is a messenger RNA of Ogataea philodendri, 1161 nucleotides long. RefSeq lists its product as uncharacterized. Gene Ontology annotation, cellular component: nucleus; Rpd3L-Expanded complex; cytoplasm. The coding region runs from base 1 to 1161 and encodes 386 amino acids. Lineage: Eukaryota; Fungi; Ascomycota; Pichiomycetes; Pichiales; Pichiaceae. Gene Ontology annotation, molecular function: histone binding. Gene Ontology annotation, biological process: regulation of gene expression. The transcript has 2 exons. The record is from RefSeq and is a predicted model, not a curated record.